AAUCCUUACUGAUUGUUAAACUUAAAAGGUUGUUACUUUGUGCUUCACGUUUGUAGGUAUGACACAGUGAAAGGCAGUGAUUGGCUAGGUGAUCAGGAUGCUAUUCACUACAUGACUGAAGAGGCACCCAAGUCAGUGAUUGAGCUUGAAAAUUAUGGAAUGCCAUUCAGUCGCACAGAGAAAGGUGAAAUUUAUCAACGUGCAUUUGGUGGUCAGAGUUACAAUUAUGGCAAGGGUGGUCAGGCACACAGAUGUUGUGCUGUUGCUGACAGAACAGGCCACUCUCUGCUUCACACUUUGUACGGACAGUCCUUACGAUACAACACAGAGUAUUUUGUGGAGUAUUUUGCUUUGGAUCUUCUCAUGGACAAAGGAAAGUGCAUUGGUGUGAUUGCAUUGUGUCUUGAGGAUGGCUCACUACACAGAUUCAGGGCAAAGAACACUGUCAUAGCAACAGGUGGAUACGGUCGGGCAUAUUUCUCCUGCACAUCAGCACACACUUGCACUGGAGAUGGAACAGCUAUGGUAGCAAGAGCGGGCCUCCCUAACCAGGACAUGGAAUUUGUCCAGUUUCAUCCAACAGGAAUUUAUGGGGCUGGUUGUCUAAUUACUGAAGGAAGCAGAGGAGAGGGAGGCUAUCUAAUCAACAGUGAGGUAUUGUGUGCAGUUGCUUAUCAUAGGCAAUAGAUUGUAUUCUUUUAGAUGCUAUGCAUACAGCUGGAAGUACAUCUACAUGUUUGUGAU
Molecule: messenger RNA, 744 nt
Organism: Orbicella faveolata
Lineage: Eukaryota; Metazoa; Cnidaria; Anthozoa; Scleractinia; Merulinidae
Product: succinate dehydrogenase [ubiquinone] flavoprotein subunit, mitochondrial-like
Biological process (GO): mitochondrial electron transport, succinate to ubiquinone; tricarboxylic acid cycle
Cellular component (GO): respiratory chain complex II (succinate dehydrogenase)
Molecular function (GO): electron transfer activity; succinate dehydrogenase (quinone) activity; flavin adenine dinucleotide binding
Source: RefSeq, a predicted model, not a curated record